This is a messenger RNA of Besnoitia besnoiti, 1644 nucleotides long. Its product is annotated as putative nuclease. Bases 1 to 1644 code for a protein of 547 amino acids. The record is from RefSeq and is a predicted model, not a curated record. The transcript has 4 exons. Gene Ontology annotation, cellular component: cytoplasm. Lineage: Eukaryota; Apicomplexa; Conoidasida; Eucoccidiorida; Sarcocystidae.
AUGGGAUGCACGCAGUCCGCGGCGAAGCGCGUGCGGGAGACGCGCGCGUCGCAGGAGGGCAGCGGCUCCGCACCGACGGCUGAGGUGCCCGCCCCGUACUGCCGGCCCUUCUCGCCGGAAGACUUCUACAUGGGGGAAGAAUUCUUCCUCACUGAGGAGAGCAUCGGGUCCUCCGUUCUCGAUAGACAACUGUGCAUCGUAGGCCGCUGUGUGAACGUGAGCGACGGCGACUCCAUUCGCGUCAGACACAUUCCAAACGGCCAGCUUCUGUAUCCGCUGCGGCAGCCACGGAAGCCCGGGGAGAAGCGCGGGCCGGAGAGGACCACGCCUGGCGACGACGAGGACGCGAGCAAGCGGUGGAAGGGGAAGCUUACAGAAAACACGAUUCGCAUCCGCCUCUAUGCGAUUGACGCCCCAGAGACCGCCAAGUUCGGCAAUCCUGGGCAACCGUUUGCGCAGGAGGCGAAGGACUUUGUGACUGAGCGCCUCCUCGGGAAGAUUGUGUACGUUAAAUGCCUGGCGAAGGACCAAUACGGGCGUCUCCUCGCGCGCGUUUUGAUUCCGCGACCCGACGACGCGCCUGCACCGCCCUGUUCGGCGACUGCGGACGACGAGGGGAAGGCCGCCGACCCCGCGGAGAGCGACUUCGUCGUGUGUGCGUGCUUCCUAAAGCUGUAUGGGAGCUCGAAGAUAAAGGGCGCCAAGAAAGACAAAGACACGCCACCCGAAGUCCCCGGGGCCCCCUCCUGGUGGUGUGAUGACGUCUGCGAGGAGCUGCUCAUGCAGGGCCUUGCCUGCUUGUACAGAGGCGGCGGCGCGACGUACUGCGACCAGCAGCCGUUACUGGUGAAUUUGGAGGCGGCGGCAAAAGAGAAUCACGUCGGGCUCUGGGGCUUGUCGCAGCAGGAGCUGCAGCUUCCCGGCGAGUACAAGAAGGCCACGAGGGCGGGAAGGAGCUCGCCCAGCCCGCGGGCCGGCGGCGCCUCGUCAGUCUCCCCGUCAGGGUCUCCGGUGGCGAGCCCCGACCGCGGACGCGGCAGGAGAUCCAGGAGCCCGAGCCCUGCCCGGGGCUCGGGCUCCUUAAUCGCCCGGGGGUCGCCAUCGCGCGGCAGGGGCGGCCGGGGACGAGGCGGAGGACGCGGACGCAGUCGCGGCUGGAGGGCCGUCGGCGAACAGGCCCAGGAGUUUAGUGCGGAGCAAGGACGCAAGAGCGGUAGGCGAAGAAAGAGAGGGAAGCGAAAGAGACGCGGCUCGGCGGAGUCGCAGGUGCCCGCCUACGAACUGCGCGUGUGCCCUGAGGAGCUUGGGCCCGAGGGAACCGAGGGAGAAGGCGAGGCAGUGCCAGCCUCUCCCGGUGACGGAGAGGGGGUCGCGGAUGAACUCGACCGUAACGUGUACUUGGCGGAGAGCGAAGCUGCUGAUGGCGAAUGGCAAGGGGAAGGGGAUGAGACCGGCGAAGUGGCAGAGAUUGAAGAAGGCGAGACGCAAAAUGAAGCGGAGGGAGUGACCACGUACUAUGAGGGCGCUGAGGAAAAGGAGGCCGCGGACGAACACGACGCUGCAGAGACAGAGGGCGACGAGGAUUACUGGGGGGACAGCGAGCAGCCUUACAAUGAGGACACGUGGAACGAUACGCAUGCUUGA